Molecule: messenger RNA, 696 nt
Organism: Schizophyllum commune H4-8
Lineage: Eukaryota; Fungi; Basidiomycota; Agaricomycetes; Agaricales; Schizophyllaceae
Exons: 4
Coding region: 1-696 (231 amino acids)
Source: RefSeq, a predicted model, not a curated record
AUGGUCCUCACCCUCGCGUUCUCCGGUGUGAACGUCACGUCUAAAAUCGCGCUCUGGGAGACACGCGCCAAAACGCAGGACUCCCCAGCGCUGAUGCGCGCUGCGAAGCGCAUGGGGACCAGUAGAGUCACCAGCUUUGAAGAGGUCUCUGAAUCCGCGUCGCCGUCAAGCCCGUCGUCCCUGCCGUCUCUCUCGCCGCAAUCAUCUCCCUCGCGUUUUCCCUCACUCCAAAUUGGCAAAAUAUAUGACGCGCAGAUCUGCUACUACGUUGCGGAGACGCAGGAAGCCUCACCUUUGGUCGAGUUGGCCAGAGUCCCGCUUUCUGUCGAGCUGCCAACCGUGUCGCUUGUCAGUAAGCCAAAGACGUCUUCCGAGUGCACGACCUCGUCGCCCGCGCCUCCCUUCGAGUCCGCGACGUUGUCUCUGCCCUUCGAGUCCGCGACGUCGCCUCUACCAUUCGAGUCCGCGACGUCGCCUCUACCCUUCGAGCCGUCGACUUUCUUGCUUCCCUUCGAGGGCAUGAUAUGCUUGCCUUCUUUUGAGGAUGCGACUUUGGCGCCUUCUCCCUCGUCCGCGACUUUCUCAGUCUCCACCAAAGCCAACGAGCCGCUCGACUCCCUCGACCUCGAGGGCGUUGAGCCCAUCCUCGACUUCCCAGUCAUGGCUCCGCUGUCGAACCUUCUGUGGCGGAAGUGA